GUUUGCGGGUUUCUUUUUCUCUGUGCAACUUUGCGCGUGGCAACGCUUUCUUCAAUUUUUCAUUUUGCGUUCUUCAUAUUGACUUUGUGUCUUCUUCGGCAGCGCGGAAACAUGGACUUGGACCUGGUGGACAUGCUGAGGGAUGAGAAGUGCGUGUCUGAGUGUGAGCUGAACGCGUCUGCGGAUCCGCGCAAUGUGCCGCCUGAGCGCAUGUCGCCUCUCCUUCCGGUCAUCACCGCCGUGUACUCCGUAGUGUUCGUGGUGGGGCUGGUGGGGAACUGCCUCGUGAUGUAUGUCAUUAUCAGAUACACUAAAAUGAAGACAGCAACCAACAUCUACAUCUUCAACCUGGCUUUGGCUGAUGCUUUGGUUACCACCACAAUGCCAUUUCAGAGCACAGAUUACUUGUUGAACUCCUGGCCAUUUGGUGAAAUAGUAUGCAAAGUGUUCAUCUCGAUUGACUACUACAACAUGUUUACCAGCAUUUUCACACUAACCAUGAUGAGCGUGGAUCGUUACGUGGCUGUGUGCCAUCCUGUAAAGGCACUAGACUUCCGUACACCAGUCAUGGCCAAGACCAUCAACGUAGGCAUAUGGGUACUGUCCUCAGCAGCAGGAGUGCCUGCCAUGGUGCUGGGGGGAACACAGACCAAUAAUGGCACCACAGAGUGUGCCCUGCAGUUUCCUGACCCUUACGAGUACUGGGACACUCUAAUGAAGAUCUGUGUGUUCGUCUUUGCUUUUGUUGCUCCCGUCCUCAUCAUUAGCAUCUGCUACUCGCUCAUGCUUCUGCGACUACGUAGUGUUCGCAUACUCUCCGGUUCUCGAGAGAAAGACCGCAACCUUCGCCGCAUCACCCGUUUGGUCCUAGUUGUCGUCGCGGCUUUUAUCAUUUGCUGGACCCCUAUACACAUCUUCAUUCUUCUAAAAGCUGUAGUGGCCAUUCCUGAGACCACACCACUAAUGGCUGCCUAUUUUCUGUGUGUUGCUCUUGGUUACACCAACAGCAGCCUCAACCCCAUCCUCUACGCAUUUCUCGAUGAGAAUUUUAAGAGGUGCUUUAAGGACUUCUGUUUGCCGGCAAGGCGAAAGGGAGAUAAAGGGGUUGGAGGAAGCAGGCUUGGAAGGAUUGCAUCCAGACAGUCUCCCCAGGCUGCCGAGAGUGCCCCGAGAACAGCAAAGCCAGCAUGACUAGCCGUGGAAUUGUCCUUCAUCACCCAAUCUGGAAAGGAGGACUCCAACACAAUGGGACUGACGCAGGUCUCUUCUGCACUCUGAUCAUAAUGCACCUUACAGUUGGUGUGAAUGUUGGUGUGACUGUGACACUCGAAGAGAUGGAGCACUGUGACAAGACUUGCUAUAUUACGACCCUGAAUAUAGUGUGAUGAUGUGAAGUCUGCUGAGAAUUAUAUCAUUAGUUGCCAGCAAUGGUUUUGCUUUGGCAUAAAUGGAUAUAUACGUGUAAAUCUAAUUUAGUUUAGCUGUCUCUUAAAAAAAAUGCUGCUUUGAUCUCUCAUCUCGUUUUAUUCAGAGAGUCUCACCCAAGCUUCUAUACACUAAUGAUUUGGAUAUACUGCAGUUACUUUAUUUUGUUCAAAAAUAUUUUACUACCAUUUUAUCUUGGCCUUAUUGAUCACAGGGAUUUGGAGCCUUUUAUAGAAAUACUGGAAGCAAGGUGGAAAUACACCCAGAAAGGGACAUCGGUUCAUCACAGGGCAUCACACAUUUACAAACUCAUUUAACACCUUAGGAAAAUUAAGCAUAACCAGUUCACCUUAUGGGAAAAAAUAGAGAACAUGAAGAAACCACAGGUAUUAUCUGCCAUUAUUACUUAUAAGAUGCUGUUACGCCUUCUUUUAAGUCACAAUUCUAAUCAAAUAAAUUUGAAACAUUCAAUGGUACUUAUUCUUCUAAUUCUGAUUAGACUGCAUAAAUGUUCACAGUGUAGGUUUGAAUCAAUAAACUAUGUGAGACUCUGGGCGAACAACUUCUCCCAGGCUUCUCCCAGGCUAAUUGGCUUUGGGUGUUCCAAGUAGCGAGAUAAGAUUUAAGGUGUGAUUUGCAGAUGUUUGUCACAAUAAGACAAACUACCUACAAAAUAAAGGAAAUUCGUUACUGCUGCCUCUCUCCUAAGGCAUUGCCAUUCAGCAGAUUACACCAAGUGUACAGCGUGUAGUGUUGAAGAAUGUGAAAAGAAAAUCCAAUGUUAUCAAGAAAAAUCUCUAGAACUAGCUGUUCUCUGUGUGCGUGACCACACUAACAAACACACAGAGCAAGAAUGGUGUUAAUACAAGGAAUCCAUGGAGUCUUGCUAUACAUCUUAAGAUUUCAAAAGUCUAUCAGGAUGUUUAAUGCCAACAUAAAACACCUUUGGGGCAAUAUCCUGCAGACAGAAGAGACAAAAGCACCUUCUAGAUCUUCAACAUGAUGAAGGGUGCAGUAUGAGUAUUUCUUUGGCUGUUUUGCUUCAAGGUUCCGAACAGCUAGCAAUCACUGGGUUAACAAUGAGUUUUACAGAAAAAUAUCCAAUGCAGUCCAUAAUUCUUAUGCUUCAUACAGUUUGAAUAAUGCAAAGCGAUGGUGACCCAAACAACCAUCAAAAUGGACUAAAAAGAAGAAAAUGCAUGGUUUAAUGUAGCAUCGGUCUCAUGCAUUGACUUGACUUGACUUGAAGAGGACUUUUUGUUCAAGAAAUCUGAGAACUAUUGAACAGAAACAGGAAAUAGGUAUAUAAAAUUCUUCCAUACAUAGGACUGAUCAACAGCCACAGACAAUAUUUGGUUUUUGCCAGUAGGGUAGGUUCUACUAGCCAUUAAAUGCAGGGUUGUACAACACUAAAAAGGACACCCCAAACCAAAAACCUCCAAAAGUAUUAUUGUCUUAUGGGUUUAAAAGUUUGAGCAGACAAUCUGUUAUAAUUAACAUGGAUUGAGAUCAGACUGCAUUUUACAAGUAAUAAUAUAUGAUAAUAUAAUAAAUUAGUAUAAUAUAGUCCUUUUUCUUCUUUCCUGCACUACCUGUGUACGUUAAAUGGCGGUAUUCAUGCCAACUAUAGCACAAUAUGAUCUGUAACCUCAAGCACAACUGGUAUAAACAAAUAACAUAAACUAGUAGGAGUUUCAAUAUCAUAAAUCUCUCGACUUCUCAACGCUCUUAUCAUUCAGCAUCUCAGCGCAUUGUUUCACUAAAAUUUAAUUUAAUUCCCGACCUUCUCUUUUUGAAAAUUGACACUCAAAUGUAAUUUCUUCAUAUUUGUCAUCCAUUUUGGCCUAAAUUGUUUUGAAAUGAUUUAUGAAUCCCAGAUAUUUUCUUUUGUCAGUAAUUGAAUUGAAUUUUUAUUUUUUUUGUAUCAGCAUGUAUCGUUCAUUGUGCAGAAAUUAUUUUUACAUGAAAUGACAAAGAAAAAAUGCUGUGAUGUAUGGUUGGCAUUUUGUAGAUUGGGUCCACUAGUCAGCUUUAAAGGGCUUGAUUACUGCAAAUCGAGUUUUUUUGACUGAACAUUUUACCCUCUUGAUGAGUGUGUUCUUUUCCAGGAAUGUAGUGGCCCCUAUAUAGAGCACAAGGGUUUGGUAAAUGGUUUGAUGGAUAUGAAAAUGAUCAUAUGUACUUCGCAUGUUAUGGCCUUUACAAUCACCAGAUCUCAACUCAGUGGAAUGUCUAUUGGACCAAUGUAUUAGACAGUAAACCAGCACAAAAGACUAAUUAAUGGAAUUUUGCUUGGAUGAAUGGUGCUUGUUGCUGAAGUAUUGUUCCAGAGACUUUUCAUCAUCUAUGCCAAGGUGCACUGAAACUGUUCUAAUGGCUUGUGGUGGCUCAAGAACUUCCUAAGCAAGUUUUAUCCUUUCAUUUCCUACAUUUCAGACCACCGUUGAACAGAUAUUAUUAAUGGACUUCUAAAAGCUGGUGACAAGUAAAACCCUGUACUAUACCACAAACGUACUGUUCUUCCUUUAAUCCUUUCUUCAUGUAUAUGUGUCUAUUCAAAAUAACUUACUAAUCAUGUUUACCUGAUGAUGGCUAUUUUAUUACGCUGCUUACCACAGCGUUUAUGUACCGUUCUCUAUUACUGCCUCCACCUGCAGUAAAACCUUUUUUUUUUAAUUGGGCAGAGGGCUUAGUCUUGACAUGCUGGAGAAUUCCAGGUCAGGCAGCAAACAUUAUAUUGACUUCGUUGUUUUGAGAUGUGUGUAAAUUUGUAUAGACACCAUUUUACACUACAAUGUGUAUAUACAUGAAGUGCAUUUCUGUGUAUAUAGUAUAGUUAUCUGUUUCCAACCAUUUUGUCA
Molecule: messenger RNA, 4286 nt
Organism: Silurus meridionalis
Lineage: Eukaryota; Metazoa; Chordata; Actinopteri; Siluriformes; Siluridae
Product: delta-type opioid receptor-like
Exons: 3
Coding region: 112-1191 (359 amino acids)
Biological process (GO): sensory perception of pain; G protein-coupled opioid receptor signaling pathway; neuropeptide signaling pathway
Cellular component (GO): neuron projection; membrane
Molecular function (GO): dynorphin receptor activity; neuropeptide binding
Source: RefSeq, a predicted model, not a curated record